UUCAUUCAUACAAACGUCAGAAAGGGCUGGGGCGACUCGGGUGAAUUUACUACACUGAACAAAAUCAUCCGUUUUUGACGGGAAAGUGUAAUAAUUAAACUUAAUAAUGUAAUAAACAGUAUUGUUAGUGAAGGCGUGUUCGCGCCAAAUUACGAUAAGGGCGUUGAAACUUACGUAGUGCUUAUAGUAACCUCGUUUGUGUUAGAGGAUUUGUUUUCACAUAAAAACUCUUCAGGAACAUGUUGAAGUUCAAAAAAAUGGGUUCGGAUAAAGUGCCAUUGCUGCUUGUGACUGCCAACGUCGGAUCUAUUUUCGAAGAUCCCUCAGUGAUGCUUCCGAUAUGGACCUCAGAGUUCCUGCAAGCGGUCUCUCGCAUGGACCCGAAGUUCAUAGCGCUGCACUUGCAAGAAGUGGGGGGGAAGGCCUAUGAGAAAUCCAUGCAGUACGUGCAGGACUUCGUGCAGAGGCUCUGUGACUGUCCCGAGUUACGGCUCUUCGAUAAAAUCAGGAUAUACCUGGAUGAAGACUUCAGUUCUCCUGAAAAGUUUACUGCUCUAGGCAACAUGUACUUCGCACAUUCCUCGCUCACGGACCUGAAGAUCUGGGACUUCGAGCAGAAGGCCUACGUGGAGGCCACGGGCAAGGAGGUCCACGCUGGGAACAUUGAGAAGGUCACCACUAAGGAAAAGGCCAAAUUCCCACAGCAUUUCUUCCCUGAGUGCAAGUGGUCGCGCAAAGGCUUCCUGCGCACGCGCUGGUGGGUGCGCGGCACUGCCAUCGAGUUCGUCAACAUACAUCUGUUCCACGACGCGUCCAAUUUGCUCGCCAUCGAACCCUUCCCUUCUGUGUACUGCCGGUCCCGGCGGCGCGCCCUGCGACACACGCUGCGCCACCUGCACGCGGACGCGCAGGCCGCGCCCUACUUCAUCUUCGGGGACUUCAACUUCCGCACCGACACCGGCGGCGUCGUCAAGAAAGUAACAGAAGAACUAUCAGGCUCUCGACUACAAAACGGUGGCAAUGUAGACUCGUCUAAGCUUCAGUACAGAUCUCCGACCGACGGCCGCGUAGUACUCACUAUAGGGAAGAAGGAAUUCUCUCAUGUAGACCAUCAGAAGAUCUUCAGGGAACCCUGGCUGCAACGCUUCGACCGUGAGUUAGAAGCCCUCCGGCCUCACUUGUACGAGUUCCCCGUGAAGUUCCCCCCCUCCUACCCGUUCGAAGAGGACGUACAUCUACCCACACAUUAUAUGAAAACCAGAUGCCCGGCGUGGUGUGACCGAGUGCUCCUGUCCCAGUCGGCGCGACUACUGGUCCAACACGACACUGCCAGGCCGGCGGACAACAGGCAUAUGCAUGCUUCCAGGAAGUCAGUGACGGACUCGACGGACAGUAGCGGGCGCGUGUCGUCGUCCGACAGUAGCCCGGCGCGGUCCGCCUCGCCCGCCACGCACACGCAGGGCAGUCCCGGCAAGACGUUGGAGAAAAAGAGUAGCCUGGCCGAGCUGGACGGCCUGUCGGUCCCCGCGCCCUCGCUCAGCAGGAAGAGCAUCGCAGACCCCACCAGUGUACAACAAGCUAUCUCCGCCAGAAUGGAAGAGAGUUCAGGUCGCCGUCGCUUGGUCCGCAACCAGUCGGAGGGGGAGCCGGCCCCCCGCGGCCGUGACCCCGCCCCCCGCCGCCGCCCCGUCUACGGCGUCAUCGGGGACUCCACCUGCAUGGGGGACCAUAAGCCGAUCUACCUCCGCGUAAUGUUGCAGAGUGACCGAGGUAGGGUCUCAUGUUGUGCCCCCCCGCUCUGCUCGCUGUGUACUAGCGCGGCCCUGCUCCCCUCUUCCCUGUCCCUGCUGUGUCCACGCCCACCCCUAGCCCCACUCCCCCCACUCGCCCCACUCCCACUACCGCGCCUGCCGACAGACCCAGAUCUAUACGCGAAUAAUAAACUUAAAAUCCCCACUAUAUUUACUAGUCACCCAGCUAGUUUAACUGAUGAGAAAUUAAAGAGAACAAGAACUGGCUCCCUUAAUGAGACUAUGCUUAGAAUACCACACGUAGAAAUCACUAGUGCAGACUCCAGCCUCGAUGGAGUCUACGUAAAUGAUAUCGAUAAUACAUUACUCAGUGUCCGUCGAUGUAUCGAUCCCUACACGCCAGAAAGUAUCGAUUCCCACAGCCCUAACGUCGAAGCUUCCUCCGGUUCCGACGAAGUAUCGAUAGAAGUGACAGAAAAGUCGACUAAUAACAAUAAUAAAUCGACUAAAAUGAGUAGGGAUCGUAGUGUAUCGCCUACUCAGUUAAAGAAUCGAUUAGAUAAGUUGUUGAGUGAUAAAGAGGAGGUUAAAUCGAUACCUGAGUUGCAAAGAUUGCAUAGUCGAGAGUCUUGUAAAUCGGAGGCUAGUAAAAAAGGGGGGUUGUGUUGUUUAGCCCUGAAAUGCUAUGGGUUCUGUAGGCGGCGCGCGCGUAGAGUCAAAUGUGACUGUAGCCUCGCCAAGUGUUGCUCCUGACCUAGUAGAUAGUGAUGUGACUUUGUUGUUUAAUCGAUUCACUUUUUAUCGAUUGUUUAUCAUCGAUUUUUUUAUUGAAUAUUAAGAGUAGAACUUUGAAGAGAACAUUAUUUAAAUCGAUGAUAAAUAUUCGAUUGACAAUGCAUUGUUGUUUGCAUUUUUUUGUUUUUGAUGUAAUUAUCGUUUGCACUGUUAUUUUGACAUUUUUGUAGUAAUUUUAAUUAGACAACCUUUAGAAAGGUUUUCCACCAAAUAUGGUAACAUUUUUACCAUGAGGGCGCAUGGUAACAUUUUAAUACCGCAUGCAUUUUUUAUAUAACAUAUCAAUGUCCAACUAGAUCUUAAAACUAUUAAUUUUAAAUACUAUUCCAAUUAAUAAUACUAUGUUCAAUUAAUAAAAUAAUAAUAAUCUUAAGUUAGGUAACGUAUGUGCUUAUAACUAGUCGAAAUUUCGCUUUUAAUUAUCGAUAUGUUUUUAUCGAUAAACCCCCAUAAGUCACUAGUCUAAUCUCGAGUACAGACACUCGCACGUAAAGCUACCCAAAUCUCAUUUUUUAUGUGUGUGUAGGUAAAUAACUAUUCUAAAAGGCUAAGUUUCUUGAGAUUUUCAUGAAAUUUUCAGUAUAAAUUCACAGUUGUAAUUGCACGGAAAUAGUUA
This is a messenger RNA of Spodoptera frugiperda (fall armyworm), 3162 nucleotides long. RefSeq names its product inositol polyphosphate-5-phosphatase A (gene 5PtaseI). The transcript has 12 exons. Gene Ontology annotation, molecular function: inositol-polyphosphate 5-phosphatase activity. The record is from RefSeq and is a predicted model, not a curated record. Gene Ontology annotation, biological process: phosphatidylinositol dephosphorylation. Lineage: Eukaryota; Metazoa; Arthropoda; Insecta; Lepidoptera; Noctuidae. The coding region runs from base 240 to 2504 and encodes 754 amino acids.